Hemicordylus capensis (graceful crag lizard) is the source of this 2312-nucleotide messenger RNA. Its product is annotated as TNF receptor-associated factor 2-like. Gene Ontology annotation, biological process: positive regulation of JNK cascade; protein K63-linked ubiquitination; tumor necrosis factor-mediated signaling pathway. The record is from RefSeq and is a predicted model, not a curated record. Gene Ontology annotation, cellular component: plasma membrane signaling receptor complex; cytoplasmic side of plasma membrane. Lineage: Eukaryota; Metazoa; Chordata; Lepidosauria; Squamata; Cordylidae. The transcript is spliced from 6 exons. Gene Ontology annotation, molecular function: ubiquitin protein ligase binding; ubiquitin-protein transferase activity; tumor necrosis factor receptor binding. Bases 24 to 929 code for a protein of 301 amino acids.
GUGAACAUUUGAGCUACAUUGAAAUGUCAUCUCCCAAAUGCCGGACAGAAAAUGGAAUCCAGCCACUCACCCAUUUUGACAAGGUUAGCUCACACUAUCCACAGAUACCUGAGGAACAGCUGGAAGAAAACUUGGAAUUGCAGCAUCCCGACCCCCUCAAGGCUUUGCACCAGUUAGCCGACUUGGGCUUCCCCCUAAACAAGCUACGGGAUCGGCUGAGGUCUGGUCUCUCAUUCAAGCAGAAAGUGGUUGAACUGGAGACACGGCAAAAGACCUUGGAGAACAUCGUGUCGGUCCUCAGUCGGGAACUGGACAGAAGGGAGGAGGUCCCUGGAGACAGGCUGGGAGAGGCCAUGGCUAGGAUCCUCUGCCUGGAGGAAAAGGUGGAACAACAAGACGCUCUCUUGGCCCUGAAGGAUAUGAUGAUCAGCAACUUAGCAGCCCGGGUCCACACCCUGGAGCAAACCACAUAUGAUGGACAUUUCCUCUGGAAGGUCCCCGAGGUGGGGUUCAGAACUCGGGAGGCACAAAUCGGCAACAGGCCUGCCCUGUACUCCCCCUGGUUUUACACCAGCCGCUAUGGUUACAAACUCAGCCUCAAACUCUUCCUGAAUGGAGAUGGGACAGGAGCCGGGACCCACCUCUCCCUCUUCCUUGUUCUGAUGAAAGGGGAACAUGAUUUCCAGCUUAAGUGGCCUUUCCGACACAAGGUCACCUUCACUCUCUUGGAUCAAGUCAACAAGCAGCACAUCUCCACCUCCUUCCGUCCCUUGGAAUCGUCAUCCUCCUUCCAGCGCCCUGUGAAAGAAGUCAACGUGGCCAGUGGACUCCCCGAGUUCUGCCCUUUGAACGUGCUCCAUGCCCAAGGAGCCAAUUAUAUCUGCAAUGACACAUUAGCCAUUCAAGCUGUGAUAGACAUGAAAGUCUAGACUUGCGAACUUUCUUCAUCCUGAACUGGAGACUCGAGCACCAGACAUAGAAGAGGGGUUUCAAGAUGGUCUCCAGAGACACUACAGUAUUCUUGAAGGUGUCUUCUCAAGACAGGCACAAUUGAAGAAAGGAUGUUUUUGGAAGCCUUUCUUUCAAGAAGGCUCCCUUGCAAUAACCUAAUAGCCUGGCAGUGCAUGCGCUGCAAUAGCAGAGAGAAGAAACCUAAAUUCUACGUUCUAACAUGAGACACGUGUGUUUAAAUAUAUGUAAUUUAUUCCAAUAGCAGUAUGCAAGGUUGUGCUUUGUUGAUGGAUUGCAUUGUUGUCUGUAAAAUUCAUAAUAGUCUGGGGCAAGGACAAGGAUGGAAGAGGCAAGGAGGAAUGAACUCAAAGUAGUUCCUUUUAAAAGAUACAUGGCAUGUAAGUGUUCCCAACUGGUUGGGACCUGGCUGAUGGUACAACAGGCAUAUUGCUGGUUUCGGACAUGCUUGCGCUUUUCCUAAAAACCCAGGUCUGCAGUUUGGGUGUGUUCCUGGAUGCCCAAGUGCUUUUUAGCAGCUGCAUCCUUUCCUGGAGAAUAACUCAGCUAAUGUAAUUCAUGUUUUGGUGACAGCCAGAUAGGAUUACUGCAGAGGCUGUCAAACUUGGGUCCCCAGAUGUUAUUUGGCUAUCACUCCCAUCACCUCCAGCCAUUGGCAAAGAUGGGAUUUGUAUGUGGGGACCCAAGUUUGAGAACUCCUAGAUUACAGCUAUGCCUUCUAUAAGGGGCUGCCUUUGAACAGCUUUCAGAAACCACAACUGCUGAAAAGAUGACCACCACCAAGCUGUUAACGUGGGCUGACUGCAGGAAAGUAUGAUGCCAAGUUUGAAACAGCCUUGUAGGAUUCUGCAUUCAACUGAAAGAGCUGCUUUGACCUUCAAAGCCCUAAAUGAUCUGGGCCUAGGCUAUCUUCUCGCAUAAGAACUCAUACUCUAAGAUUAUCCUCCGAAUGCCUACUCUGUAGCAUACAGCGGAUGGUUCUCUUGGACAAGGCCUUUUGUGUGGUAGCACCAAGGAUGUGGAAUUCCUUCCUGGGGAAAGUUUGCUCUGUCCCCCUGUUCCUGGCUAAGGUACCUCGCUUUCAGAGAUCCUUUACAGGGGGCAGGUCUCAGUUUAUUUAGGGAAUUGCUGGCUUUGCUCUUGGCUCUUUUUUACUUGAUAAUUCAUUGUUCUCACUUGAAUGUUACAUUACAUUGGAGACCCCUUUGUAGACAUGUUGGGCCAAAAGUAAAAGUACAUUAAUAAAGCACAUAAACAAUUGAACAAGGGUAUCUUUUCCCUUCACUGCUUUUCGAUGCCAGGAGCUGUACCUGUUCAUUUGCUGCCUGCCAUGCAUUACAAAU